Molecule: messenger RNA, 969 nt
Organism: Spinacia oleracea (spinach)
Lineage: Eukaryota; Viridiplantae; Streptophyta; Magnoliopsida; Caryophyllales; Amaranthaceae
Exons: 1
Coding region: 1-969 (322 amino acids)
Source: RefSeq, a predicted model, not a curated record
AUGACUGACACUUCCAAAUUCCACUUUGCACUUGCUGUUACCAAUGUCAAAACCCUCAUACCCAUUACGCUGGACCUGGAAAAUGGGAAAUUUCAUUCAUGGGCGACGUUAUUCAAAGUACAAGCAAACAUACACUCUGUUCUGGAACAUAUUCAGCCCCCCACUGAAGAAACUGCUGCGAAGGCAUACCAAGCCUCAAAAGAGGCUGACCUCCCUCUCUGGACUCGCCUGGACAAUGUGGUCCUACAAUGGAUUUAUGCUACCGUGUCUACUGAAAUUCUGGACACCAUUCUCGUCCAAGAUGACGUUGCUGAAAAGGCAUGUAAACGAGUGGAGAGUUUGUUUCAUGAUAACAAAAAUACCCGUGCCGUAUACCUUGAAACAAAGUUCACCACAACAGUUAUGGCAGAUUUUUCUUCGAUUACGGCAUAUUCGAACCGCCUUCAGUCCCUAGCCACCCAACUCGCCAAUGUCGGCGCCCCGGUAUCUGAAAACCGCCUUGUCCUCCGCCUCCUUGCGGGUCUCCCGGAAGCAUACAGAUACUUCGUCACCAAUAUGCAACAGAAAAAGAGAUUGCCGGGUUUCGUAGAAAUGGUCUCGCGUCUCAAGAUGGAAGACAACACAAAUAAAGAAUGGGCUGCCCGUGACAGUGGUGGUGCCGCCCUCCUUCUGGUUGAUGACGACCCCACACCUCCCCAACAUCACCCCCAUGGCAAUAACAACAACCAUGGUGGUGGCCGAAAUCAUGGUGGUGGCCGAAAUCAUGGUGGUGGGCGAAACAUUUACAGAGGCAAGAAACCAUCUUACCGUGGAAGGAGUAACAACAACCACCACCGUGGCGGUAAUCACGGCGGUGGAGGGGGUGGCAGCAGUCACGGCGGCAGCAAUUCCAGCGGCUACAACAACCACAAUGGGUCAAGCCGUGGACGAGGGGGACACAAUGUAGGAGAUAUAACUAAUAGUAUAUGA